GAAUAGGUACGGCCAGUCGCGCGUUGCUUCUCCGUCGUGGCCAGAUCCGAAACGACCGCCGUCGCUUUCACACGCGCACUUGCCGUUUCACUUUUCGUUCACACGGUUCUUCCACAGUCGGUUCGCGUAAACGCCAUUUUUUUAUAAUCUGAAAAUUUCGUGUUGUUUUGUCGUUUUUUUCUACGACGACGUUUUUCUCAAUCGAUGACUACCACAGAACCGUCGCGUCGUGUUGUACACCAAUAAUAAUAACACAACAAGUAACACAAGGAGGUGACGUCGGAUGCUGCAGUGCCAAUCCAGCGGUCCCACUAUCGGCGGAGAUAACGAUACCGCACGAUCACCAUUGUUGUUUCGCGAUAAUAAUCAUUUCUCGAAGGUUAGAUGUUGCCACGACUCGCUAUUGUAAGAGAUGCCUGGAUUGAAAGAUAUGUCGAUGCAACAGCAAGGAACGAAUAGAAGAGAGUUUAAUGAAAAACCAAUAAUGCCUUACCACCGAAACAGCGUCAAUUCAAAUGGAUACUCUACGGACGGGGGACAACAGAGUAUCAUCACGACCGAAGAGAGGAACGACAAUGGUGGCGGUGGCGAUGACAGCUCGGCACCCACCUAUGUCAUUGAGCACUUGGCCACGUUUACCGUAUCAAAAAACACCGGUAUCGUUUACCCGGCCGACGGCAUGAGAAGACUGUUGCAGUUGGAAAAAUCCAACGGCAUUUGGUCGCAAAAGAUGCAGCUGCGGCUCGACCAGUCUUGGGUGCUCAUAAUGGACUACGAGACGGGCGUGGUGAUGGAGAGGUUUCCCAUUUCGCUGGUGAAGGAGCCGACGGCGUUCACCAGCAACGAUCCCAUGGAAAUCUACAACAACAUUUUGGUGUUCGUCGUGGGUCAGGUAGACUCGCGAUCGGAGAUGCACAUAUUUCAAUGCCAAAGCAUACCGGCCCAGGAGUUGGUUGAAGACCUCAAGUUGCUCAGGUCCGGCAAGGGGAUCAGUCGAAAGACCAGACACAUGCCGCCUGCUCCACCUUCGAAUCCACCUCCUCUGAACGGCGUCAGCGUCCGCGAGCAAGUGUCCGUCUUCAACGCCGUCGCACAUCACACUGACAGUCCGGCUAGGGUGGACGAUGAGACGAGUUCGACGUCUAGUGAGAAGUACGAGAGGGACGUGAUCGUGCUCAACCAUUGUUUUGACGACAUAGAGAAGUUUAUUGCCAGGUUACAGCACGCGGCAGCUGCUUCCCGCGAGCUAGAACGCAGACGAAGGAACCGAAAAUCCAAAAAGAAGGACAUCGGGGACGGAAUGCUGACGAUGCGAGCCAAGCCGCCUCCGGAAAUCGAAUUUGUCGAUAUUUUCCAAAAGUUCAAACUGUCUUUCAACCUUUUGGCCAAACUAAAAGCGCAUAUCCAUGACCCGAACGCACCGGAACUAGUGCACUUCCUGUUUACGCCGCUGGCGCUGAUCGUGGACGCCUCGCACGAUACCCACUACAAGCCCAACAUACCGUCCAGAGUAGUGGCGCCGUUACUCACCAGGGACGCCAUCAAUCUGCUGAUGAAUUGCGUGACCAGCAAAGAGACCGAACUCUGGCAUUCGCUUGGCGACGCUUGGCUCAUACCCAGAGAACAAUGGAAAGGCUACGUGGCUCCGUAUCAUCCGAUUUUCAUGGACGGAUGGUCGCCGGAGUACCCGAUUCCGGUAUCGUCGUCCGAAGCGCCGACAGCCGGUGGUCAGGCGGAACCGAAAAAGUCCAGGGACGAAAUGAAAAACGCCCAUCCAGAGGGUGAGCUACGCGACGGUCCGUACCAUCACAGGGACCGACCACACGGCGGUGGAGGAGGAGGAGGAGGCGGCAUUGGGGACGACAGCAGCGACUAUUUUGAAUACGAACACGAGCAGACCGGACAAGGGAUGAUGCAAGGAAUCAGACCGCAUUACACUUACAACCCGGGCAAUUAUUCAGGACACCCCGAGCAGUUUAGCCCGGACGACAGGGAUGAUUCGCACAGUCUUGAAGGUGAAUCCGAACCGGAUUUUAACACGCUGUCGUUGCACAGUCCGCCCAGAAUUGACAAGGAACGCGGUGACGUGGCUGCCCGCAGUGAUAUUUCUGCGGAUUCCAUCGAGCGGAACAUGGCAGCAGGCGGUCCGGGAAGCGAACGGUUCGAGAGGGCGCAAGCCAGGUGGCUGGAAGACAUGAGAAACCGCGGCGUGAAGAUAGUCCAAGUCACCUAUCCGAGGACGGCCAACAACGACAAGGAGCUGUCGGUGGUCCGAGGAGAACUGUUAGAGAUAUUGGACGACAGCAGGAAGUGGUGGAAAGCCCGCAAUAGCCGUUCGCAAGUGGCCCACGUGCCACAUACCAUUGUGACGCCGUUCAAUCCCAUGUUAGACUCCAACGACGUGUUUACCAAUCCAGUGUACGCCAAAGGAUACGACAAGAGGUCUCCGUCUCAGUCUCACGGUUACUCUAUGCAAGAAUCCAUAAAGAGCGAGUUUGUCGAGCAGAGCAUGAGUCCAGACUCGUCCAGGGGAGCUUCGGUGCCGCCGCCCGUACCAGCCCCGGCCGAUUGGGUGCGCAAAGAGAGGAUAGGCAAAAAAGGAGAAUUCCGAUACUUCUAACGGCGUACGACAACCUAAUAGAACUUACUUUAUUUGCCCCGGUGACAAUUAUUAUUAUUAUUAUUAUUAUUAUUAUUAUUAUUAUUAUUAUUAUUAUUAUUAAUGUAACCAAAAAGUAUGUGCAUCGAAUAAUAGUGAAUUAUUUAUUCUCACUAUCGAUGGACACAUUCGUCAGUAUUUUAUUUUUUUUAUAACUGAUUGACUUGUUUUUAUACAUAAAUAUAUUUUUAUUAUUUUUUUAAACUUUGUUAUAGAAUAUAUAUAUAUAUAUACAUAUUAUUUUGUUUUGUGAAUAAGCGUUAGAUCUUUUAUAUUAUUAUAUACUCAUAAAUAAAUAAAACAAUAGAAUGUCACGUAUCUCGUGUCGUAAUAUUACACUUUUUUUGCAUACAACAGAGUAGUCGACUAUUAUUUUUGUGCUUAACUAGAUUAUAGGUUCGGAUUAUUUAAACAUCUCAAGUAAAAAAAAAUCUUAAUCUUAAUGUAUAGUGAAAUUAAGUUUUAUUUCUUUUUAGUAAACGUACCAACUUAUAUUAUGUAUGAGGUAUACUUGUAAAGAUGUUCUUGAAAACAUAUUAUUUUUGUAUUAAUAUAAUUUUUUUAAUAAGAUAUUUUUUUGUAAUAUUUUAACAAGUUAAUAAACGGUAUUGUUUAGCUUACUACAUUGGCAUAGCAUAAUAUACAUAUAUUAUGUCAAUGGUUUAUCACCAUUAGGAUAUAAGUAGCAAUAAUUAUUAAUAUAUCUCAAAACAACUUCAACUACAAACCAAAUUGUAAUUACUUUAUAAUACUGGUAUUGCUUAAAGACAUUAAAAAAAAACAUGACACCUUACAUUUGUACUUGGAUUUA
Molecule: messenger RNA, 3470 nt
Organism: Adelges cooleyi (spruce gall adelgid)
Lineage: Eukaryota; Metazoa; Arthropoda; Insecta; Hemiptera; Adelgidae
Product: epidermal growth factor receptor kinase substrate 8-like
Exons: 14
Coding region: 413-2620 (735 amino acids)
Biological process (GO): Rho protein signal transduction; regulation of Rho protein signal transduction
Cellular component (GO): plasma membrane
Molecular function (GO): actin binding
Source: RefSeq, a predicted model, not a curated record